Molecule: messenger RNA, 4023 nt
Organism: Lithohypha guttulata
Lineage: Eukaryota; Fungi; Ascomycota; Eurotiomycetes; Chaetothyriales; Trichomeriaceae
Gene: RPO41
Product: DNA-directed RNA polymerase
Exons: 2
Coding region: 1-4023 (1340 amino acids)
Biological process (GO): mitochondrial transcription
Cellular component (GO): mitochondrial DNA-directed RNA polymerase complex
Molecular function (GO): DNA-directed RNA polymerase activity; mitochondrial promoter sequence-specific DNA binding
Source: RefSeq, a predicted model, not a curated record
AUGCUCACGCGAGCUGUUCGCCGGAGGCAAGACCUUCGAUUCACACAGCUAGCCUCAGCUGCUCCUUCUUCUCGUAUCCUCGAUCCAAAGAACGAAUAUGACACUUUCAACGCUCAGAAAUCGUCGUCUCCACCGCCAUACUCUCUACCUUCUCUUGCUCCCGAUUUGUCAAAGAUCAUCAUGAUUGACCACACGAUCGCGUCCGCUCCUCCUUCGAUGGACGCGACAAGGUCUAAAGACUAUGUCAGAGGAAACAUCUGGGAGGUCGAGGUUACUCUGGAGGCUUGUUUGCAAAUACACCGUUGGGACCGGGCGAUAACGAUACUGGCUCAAUUAAGAGCCCUCUACGCUGGAAACGAGCCUGAGCUGCAAAGACUAUACAACAAAGUCCUCCAAGCCAUGGUCUUUGAUCACAUUUGGAACCGAUCCUCUGACAACAUUGACAGAAUUAACGGCUGGGUCGAGAACCACAUGAAGAAAGCCAAUGUCUCUCCCAACGCUCAAACCUUUGCCCUCAAAAUAAAAGCUGCAAUGGCCACACUAGAGGGUCGAAGAAGAGAUCGUACUGUUCGACGCUACUGGGACAUGGCCAAAGAGUACAACGUCGACUGGGAGGUUGCCAGCCUGCGAGAGAUUUUGUCCGAUGGUGAUCUGGGAAAGCUCAGCGAGAUUUCGCCUCUUGAGCUAGACGCUGAUAUGGCCGACAAUGCGGCCUUGGACGAUGAAGAUUUGCUUGUUCACGAUGAUGUUCUGUCGGAACCAGCCUUGCCGUCUGUACGAGAAACUGUUCAAAAAGGUUUCGGUAUGCCAUCGUUACAAAAGUCUCUAUCUCUCUUUAAUGACUAUGAUCACCUCGCCGAAUGGGAAAAUCUCAAAACUGCCGAUGCUGAAGUUCGUCAAGCUUAUGCCCGACAACGUCAAACACGACUUGAGCGCGAUGCUCUUGCCGCUGCUACCGAUAGAUGGAAAGUCGAACACGAUAAUCUGACUAAAAUGGGUGUUGCUCCUGCCAUGACUCACGGCAAGGUUGGCUCUUUGAUGUGGACAUGGCACGAGAAGCUAGCAGAAAGCAUCAAGGCUGAACUUGAAAGAGUGACAGAAGCCGAACAGAUGCAGGGUGGCCGACUUUCCGAAGAGAUACGUCUUAGGACAGAGUAUGGUCCUCUCUUGCGCUUGCUCGAACCCAACAUCUUGGCUGCCCUUACUUGCACAUCCACCAUCACCUUCAUGAAUAGACUUGGGUUGGAUGAUCCUGUUAAGCUCGCUCGCCUUGUCGUUGAGGUUGGCCACGCAAUCGAAAACGAGAUUAAUGUUCAAUAUAAAGCGCAGAAAGAAAAGCUGAGACAAGCUCGACUCUCCAGCGACAACAAACCUUCGCGCGGCCCUCGAGACUAUCUCGCUGAACUCGAUGAAAUCCCGCCCCGAAUUGCAUGGUCCAGCACUCAGGCUGCGAAGGUUGGUUCUAUUCUCCUGGAGAUGUUGUUCGAUGUAGCUAAAUUGAAUAUCGUGCAUCGAGAUGCCGAGGGGCGCAAAACUAUCUUCCAGACUGACGCUUUCGAGAGAUCCUCUCGGAAUGUGAACGGAAAGUGGGCUGGUGUGGUUCUUUUGCAUUCGGCUUUCGUUGAAAUGUUGUCGAAGGAGCCCGUAGCAGAUUUAUUGGUGAAGCAACUGCCUAUGGUUUGUGAACCAAGGCCCUGGACUGGGUACAACGAUGGCGGAUACCUGGUAAGCGAGACCAAUGUAAUUCGAGUCAAAAGCGCCGAUGUUGCUCAGAAAGAAUACGCUUCAGCUGCAGCACAACGUGGCGAUCUCGAUCUACUGUUCAAAGGUCUCGAUGUUCUUGGUCAGACUGGUUGGCGUGUCAAUCACGACGUCUUCAAAGUUAUGCUUGAGGCCUGGAACACAGGCCAAGCUGUUGCAAACUUAGCACCACUUAUAGAUGAGAGCGUUAAUGGCCCCGAAAUGCCAGAGAACGCCUCGCCCAGGGAGCGAUACGAUCACUAUCGACGUGUCGAGGCAUACAAGAAUAUGCAAAGUGGCUUGCAUUCAAAUCGGUGUUUUCAGAAUUUUCAGAUGGAAAUCGCUCGCGCAUUCCGCAAUGAGACUUUCUACCUUCCACACAAUGUUGAUUUCCGAGGAAGAGCGUAUCCUAUUCCGCCAUAUCUUAAUCAAAUGGGUGCAGACAAUGCUCGAGGCCUGCUUCUGUUCUCUGAGGGGAAGCAGCUUGGUGCCCACGGGUUCAAAUGGCUCAAAGUACAUCUAGCUAACGUCUGCGGUUAUGACAAAGCUAGUUUGACAGAUCGAGCACAGUAUGCUGAUGCUCACAUGGAUGACAUUCGUGAUUCUGUCGAGAACCCACAUUCUGGGAGGAGGUGGUGGCUUUCGGCAGAGGAUCCUUGGCAGUGCUUAGCCACUUGUCAUGAAAUCGUGAAAGCCAUUGACUCUGGCAAUCCAGAAACCUUCGUGUCUCAUCUACCAAUCCAUCAAGACGGGACCUGCAACGGCUUGCAACACUAUGCUGCUUUAGGUGGCGAUAUCGCAGGUGCUCGUCAAGUCAAUCUCGAACCUGGAGACAGACCUGCAGACGUCUAUACAGGCGUAGCAGAAUUGGUCAAGGCCGAAAUAAAAAAGGAUGCAGAAGCAGGUAACUCCUUGGCAAUCGAGUUAGACGGCAAGAUUACUAGAAAGAUCGUCAAGCAAACUGUUAUGACCAAUGUGUAUGGUGUGACUUUUGAGGGUGCUCGGCUUCAGGUUAAGAAACAACUUGACGAUGCUUUGCCGGAACUGAAGCAGAAAAAGUUAGCAAUGUCUGCAUCGACGUAUGUCGCCAAGAAGAUCUUCAAAGGUCUUGGCUCUCUCUUUGAAGGUGCUCACGACAUUCAAUAUUGGUUCGGAGAUUGUGCGAAUCGCAUCACCAGCUCCAUCUCACCAGCACAGCUUGAAGAGCUAUCGGGACCGCAACAGACUGGACCUAAGUUUGACAAGCGGAAGAGAUCACGGACAAUACCUCUCGCUGAACGUGCAAUGAUUGAGCCUCGAGACUUUCGAUCAACAGUCGUCUGGACCACACCAUUGAAGCUGCCAAUCGCUCAACCAUAUCGCAUACCCAAUAUGCAGCCUAUAAACACACAUUUGGCUCAGAUUAUCUUGCACGAACCCAAUAUCACAGAAUCUGUCGACAAGCGGAAGCAGCUUCAAGGCUUCCCUCCUAACUUCAUUCACUCCUUGGACGCAACUCAUAUGAUGCUCUCAGCAAUUGAGGCACACGAGCGCGGCUUGACCUUUUCGGCCGUGCAUGAUAGUUUCUGGACUCACGCUGCGGAUGUUGACAUUCUUAGCUCUUUACUUAGAGAUGCUUUCAUUCGUAUGCAUUCCGAAGACAUUAUCGGUCGACUUGCUGAAGAGUUCAAGCUUCGCUACAAGGGUCAUCUUCGUCUUGCCAAAAUCAAACUGAAUAGUCCUCUUGCAAAGGCCAUCAAAUCAUGGCGGUCAAACAACAGGACUAAAAUAGCCAAAACGUCAUCCGUUAAGAAGGGAAAAGUGAAUAACGCAGAGAAACACCAGCAGUACUGGGAGCUCGCGCAGGAAUACAACAGACAGAAGCUCCUGACCUCGGACAAUCCGGAAGACGUGGCUAAGGGUAGAAGGAUAGUCACCCCUGCAAGUCUCUUCGAGCAGGAUGAUGGCGAAAAAUAUUUGAAGGCAUCGGCCUCCCUCGGUGAAAGUGCCACACACAAGGUUCCCGAAAGCCAACAAGAUCCUAGCUCUUCGGCAGUAAAAGAAGCUCUGAGCAACGACGAGAUCGACGAAUCACACGACGUCGACAUGAUCUCAACACUGGAACCUAUACUGGAUGGCGCGGAGAAACCAAACCCAAGUCCUGUUACCGAAGCAGAAUCCGCGAAGAAGAAGACACCGGAGAAAUUCCUAUGGUUAUGGUUACCACUGACAUUCAAGCCUGUUCCUCAAAAAGGCGAUUGGGACGUGCGAAGGCUGAAAGACAGUGUAUACUUUUUCUCAUGA